This is a messenger RNA of Peronospora farinosa, 738 nucleotides long. Lineage: Eukaryota; Oomycota; Peronosporomycetes; Peronosporales; Peronosporaceae. The record is from the annotation of a GenBank genome assembly.
AUGUUCAAAUCCGAGGCAUUCCGCUCCGACCGUGGGCUGGGCAAAGUAGCGCUAGCGGCUUUUGGGCUGGGCGUGUUCAUGACUCUUCACGUCUCUCUGCUGAUCUAUACAAAAUGUGUGGCCCUGAUGGACCCGUCUUUCGACGCAAUAGCUUCUUCGCGCUGGCAGUGUCUGGAACAAUGGAGUUGGUACGCGUUGGCACUAGGAUUUUUCCACUUAAUGGAAUUUAUGAUGACGGCUGCCUAUCGUCCGACAAAUGUCAGCUAUGAGUCUUUCCUACUAAAUCACAGUCGAGAAUACCAUUUAGCAGUAUUAUUGAGCUGUGUAGAAUUCUGGUUGGAAUUCUAUUUUGUACCAAUGUGGAAAUUACAUUCAUUUGUGCGUCCAGUGGGAAUGGCAUUCGUCAUUGGGGGUCAAUUCUUUCGAAUGGCGGCAAUGAGCACUGCUGCGAACAAUUUCUCUCAUCGGAUUGAGUAUUUCAAGAGGAAAGAGCAUCGGUUAGUUACACACGGAGUGUACCGCUUUAUUCGUCACCCAAGCUAUCUCGGCUGGUUUUGGUGGAUUGUAGGCAGUCAAAUUCUUCUAGCCAAUCCGGUGUGUGCUUUGGGCUACACCCUUGUAGCCUGGAGUUUUUUUCACGAUCGUAUUCCGUAUGAGGAGCAAUUGCUGCUUGGUUUCUUUCCAAACGAGUAUCCUGCGUACAAAGCUCGUACUUUUAGCGGUAUUCCAUUUGUAUGA